AUAGGCACCGGCUGCUUCUCCAGCUCCCGGAGCGGAGGCACCGGGACUGAGCGAAGACUGGCAGGGGCAACCUGGGCCAGCGCGGCGCGGGGAAGGGAGGGGAGCCGAGCGCAGGGCGCGUCCUUCUCUCCCUGCCGGUGUCUCUGGGAGAGCGGAGCUGGAGCCCCCGGCCAUGGAGCCCAACAGCCCACGGAAGAUCCAGUUCACCGUCCCGCUGCUGGAGCCGCAUCUGGACCCGGAGGCAGCCGAGCAGAUCCGGAGGCGCCGGCCAACUCCAGCCACCCUGGUUCUGAGCAGCGACCAGUCAUCCCCAGGUGAGAUCUGUAGCCAGCGGAUGAUUUGCAGGAAUGAUUUGCAGGAUUCCGGAGACCCUGGGAAACUGGUUUCCUUUCUCAGGCCUGGCCCUGCAUCUGGGUGGAACUUGCAGAGCCCAGGCCCAUAUGCCAGGGUCCUCUCCAGGCACACUAACCCCACUCCCUCCCCUACCGGCUCCAAAACCUGCUCCCCAUUAACGGGGGCCCCAGCCCCUGGCCAGCCAAUGGGCCUGGGCAAGGGAUCAUGGUUGUAAGGUCCCCACAUCCGG
Messenger RNA from Trachemys scripta elegans, 583 nucleotides. RefSeq names its product protein phosphatase 1 regulatory inhibitor subunit 1A (gene PPP1R1A). Gene Ontology annotation, molecular function: protein phosphatase inhibitor activity. The record is from RefSeq and is a predicted model, not a curated record. Gene Ontology annotation, biological process: intracellular signal transduction. NCBI's taxonomy places the organism in Eukaryota, Metazoa, Chordata, Testudines, Emydidae. Bases 173 to 568 code for a protein of 131 amino acids. Gene Ontology annotation, cellular component: cytoplasm. The transcript is spliced from 2 exons.